GGUUCCCUUCGAUCAGACUUGCAUUCUUCCCUUGAGGAGUCUCAUCAAUUCUCGACUUUCUCUUAUCAACCUGGCGAGCGGUGCAUAUCAGCUGAGAUGCGAUACUCUUCGUAUCCCAGCGCGCCUCUGCCACUGUCAUAGUUUUUACACCAUACUAAUACCACACAUAUCCGGCUGGACUCCUCUCGACUCUCGCUUGGCUUUUUACGGACAUACCUUGUACCUCAUCACUCUAAAGAGCUUGAUCUGUACAGCAGAAUGGCGGCUGGAGGGCGGCUGAAGGGGCUGUUGAGCCGGCGCAGGCGCGUUGGAGAAGAAGGGGAGGACGAGGAAGGUCCGAUCAUCGUCGAUGACUCGCAAAGCGAAGGCUCCAUUCUAAGCGAUGCUGAUGAUGACGAUGAAGAGGAUGCAAGCAGUUUCGGCCAGGGUGGAGCAGUGGCAGGUGCGGAGGCAGCGGGUGAAGGAGCGCCAGAGGCGGCUGCUAUGAACGGCGCAAAGGCAUCGAAGAAAGCACGGAAGCCACGGAAAAAGAACAAGAAGGGCAAGGACCAGGCAUCGGAGCCUUCCGUAGAAGCUACACAGCCGCAGAGCAACUUCAAAGCGAUGGCGGAUACGGAGGCGAUGAUGAACGGUUUGCGCAUUGAUGCAGACGCUGAAGCGCAAGUUGCUGUUGAGUUCGAGACCAUGGACCAGGCGCCGGCGGUAGAAGUUAUCCCCAACGGCAAGGCGACUGCAGAGACGCCGGCUCAAAGGCAGCGUCGCGAGCACGAAGAUUACCGUAGAAAGCGCGAUGCCGACCCUGCCUUCAUACCCAAUCGCGGCAACUUCUUCAUGCACGACUCGCGAGGUCACCUUAACGGACAACCGCCGCAGCCCAUGAGAGGCGCCUUCGCUGGUCGCGGUCGUGGACGUGGAGGCGCUGUUGGCGGUCCAUUCUCACCUGCCAAUCAGUUCGCGCAGAACGAACGGGCUGCCGAACAGCCUUGGAAACACGAUCUCCACGAUACGAUCAACGAAGAGCCAGCUCCAUCAGCGACGGCCAAGCCAACCGACUCACCACAGCAGCAAACUCAUCAUGACUCGCUGCGUCUCUUCCAGAAACCGAAGGCUGUAGUGUCGCAGCAGCAGCCUCGGAUAGUCAAUUUCUCGAGCACUACCCUAGUAGGGAAGGUGCAGAUUAGACUGUACCUGCCAGGCAUGAAAGCGUCAAUCUCAUUUGCCGAGGUGCCUUGGAAUCAGUAUAUCCGGCUGCCGAACCAUAGACCACCGCUCCGCAGAGACAAGCCAGUCCGUGUCUCGCUGCCCGAACGUCCGCCGCACUACAUAUUCCCAGCUCCUGACCGGUCGUUCAUCUUCAUUCCCAGGCAGCAGAGACCGAACCAACAAGGACCGCACCACAGCUCGUACCAACGUAGCGUCGGCGGCUACGGAUACUCAAGCCGUCGUACAAGCAUGUACGGAGGGAGUGUAUACGCUUCGAGUGUGGCCGCCAGCCGGAGGUCUUCAGUUGCAGGCAUAUCACGAGCCGAUGCGUUCUCGCCAACAUCCUUCGCAAGCGGCAUGCCGCCACCUAACAGACCGGUCAUCAGACUUCCGCAUGGUGGGCAGUCGUACUCUGCUGUGCACACGCCGUCAGGUCCACUGUCAGGGCAACACACACCGAUUGGCAUGCCGCAAAUACAUACGUACCCUCUGCCACAGCAGCCCACCUUUCAGGGCACGCCCACCAGUACCGUACAUCAACCGCGGCCGCAAAAGGCAAUAUCGGUCAACGAUAUCGAAUCGCCUGCCUUGCUUGGACAGGUGCCUUCGAACGAGCAGCAGCCAUUUCAGAACCAGCUGCCGCCGCAUAUGGCAGAGCUGCCGGGCUCCUACGGGCAGCAAGCGCCUCAGUACUAUUCGCCGAGACAGCAGUACGCGUACCCUCCGCAACAGACGGGUACGCCGCUUUCUGGCAUUCCAGAGCAAGCUGUACAUGCAUCCGCCUACCAGCCACAAAUGCCAUACGGCCAGUCACCUUAUCACCCGCCGUAUCCGCCACCGCAACAGCAAGGCUACUACUACCCGCCAGCAAACCAAAACGGCUACGGUGGUAUGCCGAUGUACAUGCCGCCUCCGCAAGGCUAUCCCAUGAUGCCUCCUCCGCAACCGAUGCAGGAACUGCCGCCUCAGCAAUACCCCCCAUCACAACAGCCUCCCCCGCCUCAGCCGGCAAUGGGCGGUGAGCAAGACCAGCCUCAACCACCCAUGGACCAAGGACAGCAGGCUGCGGCAAUUGGUCAGUCCAAUAUGGUGGCACACGAAAGUAACGGCAUGGUGUUUUAUAUUUCUCGCUCCGACAUCCCACAAGACCAGGAUGCGGGUACUCAGCCGCAGUAUCAACCUGCAGAGAGCUUCGUGCCGUCGUAUGCUAUGCCAGGACUACCACCGCCUACGCCGGCGCCGGAAAGCACGGCGUACUACUAUCCGUCUCAUCCGCAGAUGGCGGGUAUGCCGGGAAUGUACUACCAACAACAAGGCUAGAGGUGCACGUCGGAUUAAGCACUCCGUUGGUGACUGAGGAGCACAGUCGAAAUCGUUUUUUCCAUUUGUCAUAUGUGGCAGUAUUUUGUUAUGCUGGGAGCGUGUGGAUCUGACAGUCACUUCAAGCAAGCAUGGCGUUUUGGGGGAGUGGCAUCUCGAGAAUACGGUCCUUGGCCAUCGGUCUGACUCUAGCAUGGUGAUGGACUGUGGGAUUGAACAAGCAACGGCGUCGGGAAGGCCACGGCUUUAUUGAGAAGGCGGAGGCUCACUGCUUACGUCUCAAAUUGUUCUUGCGUUCACACGGUGCUGAUGUUCUAGGUUGUGUUGCAUCUAUACCCCGGGAAGGCUACAUACUUGGGAACGAGAUUGACCAUAUGACAUACCACCUUUACCAUCAAUGCCCGCCGUCAUCCUAGCUCUUUUGCCUGCCG
This is a messenger RNA of Baudoinia panamericana UAMH 10762, 2954 nucleotides long. RefSeq lists its product as uncharacterized. Gene Ontology annotation, cellular component: exon-exon junction complex. Gene Ontology annotation, biological process: mRNA processing. The transcript has a single exon. Gene Ontology annotation, molecular function: mRNA binding. The record is from RefSeq and is a predicted model, not a curated record. The coding region runs from base 259 to 2523 and encodes 754 amino acids. Lineage: Eukaryota; Fungi; Ascomycota; Dothideomycetes; Mycosphaerellales; Teratosphaeriaceae.